GGAUAUCUUGCUGUCAGAUCCGGAGCUGUUGUUGACUAUACACAAAUCUGACCAGGAACUCUUGCGUUAGUUACUUUACUCACAUGUGAGAGCAAACUCGGCAUCUCUGUCCUUGCCGACUCCCGGUUUACCGAGUUGAGUACUUCUGCAGAAGAGACGGAACAUCUGGAUGAUCAUGGAUGAAUUCACUCCUUUAGACUGUCUGCUGCCUACAGGCACACAGAAAAUAUGUCUGAUCAUUCUCAACCAGCCAUUGGAAAAAGACAGUCUUCACACACUCUGGAGUAAAGCUCUCCUGCGGGCGUGUGCAGAUGGUGCGGCUAACCACCUGUAUGACAUCACCGCUGGACAACAAGACAGUUUUCUUCCAGACUACAUCAGUGGGGACUUUGAUUCUAUUACUGCAGAGGUCAAAGCUUUCUACACAGAGAAGAAGUGUCGGUUGAUAGAGACCGCUGAUCAGGAGCUGACUGACUUCACUAAAUGUCUGGCCAUCAUGGUGGAGGAGAUCAAGAGAAAACAGCUUCAGGUGGAUACUAUAGUGACUCUGGGUGGUCUAGCAGGAAGAUUUGACCAGACCAUGGCUUCAGUAGAGACUUUGUACCACGCCCUCAAUAUGACAGAACUACCUCUGGUGGUUCUACAGGGAUGCAGUCUGGCCUACCUGCUACGACCGGACAUGAGACACAGGUUGGGAGUGAAUACAGGACUGGAGGGGGAAUGGUGCAGUCUAAUACCUAUAGGAGGACCAUGCAAAACACACACCACUGGACUCAAAUGGAACCUGGACAACCAGGUACUGCAGUUCGGGAAGCUGGUGAGCACAUCCAACAUCUACGAGCCUGUCGCCCAGGGAGACCAGAGGAAGCCUGUAACCGUGACAACGGACCAGCCACUGCUCUGGAGCAUGGGCAUCUGCAGGGACAGGAAAUGACAUCAUCGACCAGGGUGCUCCACCUCCUUCCAGAAUGAACAAAUGGGUGUCAUUUAAAUAGGCUAAUGGCUUCCUCUCUCUCCCCAACUGGAAAUUCACACUUCUGCUUAGUUGAAAUAGUGUAAAAAUGCCUCUUUCCUUCCUUGGUGAAGGAAUUUCUGAAUGGUCACAAGAGGAAGCCACUUUACAUUAUAGAUUCACCACUAGCCUAGAAAACUCUGUCCUGAUUCCAAACUGGAGACUUGUCCCUUCCCCUUAAAGACUAACCAUUGCAUAUCUGACGUGGGGGUCAAAUCCAUACUUCUCAAGGGUGGAUUUUAGGGUGCAAGUCUACGGUUUGGAACUCAGCCCCAAUGUGCCUUCACCGUUGUCGCAUAACAAACAGAGAUACACAUUAUAUACAAGUCAAACAUAAGUCAAGCUGCGUAUUUCCUUGAUUUAUUAACACAGUCAAAUAAAAACAUUGCAAACAAUGUUUUUUAAAAAUGGCAUCCCUUCACUAUCCUCCCACCACCACUUUUCCACAUUGCCCUGCUGCCAAAUGUCUCUGGUUAUUGUAGUUCUGUAGUUGUAGUUCUGUAACAUCUCCAGAGGUUAAACCGCCCCUGAGAGAGAUAAGAGAACUCACAAUAACAGGGCCACACAGAGGCUAAUUCAGUUUCUCCCCUUUACCCAAAAGUAUACAAUCAUCCACACCUCUUAACUGUAGUGGCAGAAAUGCUAUAUGCCUUAUGAUUUAAAAUAGUGUGUUUCACGCAUUCCAUCAAAUCAAAUAGAACUGCAAAACAUAGUUUGAUAUUAUCGCAGAUCUACAUGCAUCUAUGCACAUAUCUUGUGGUCCUUCUGUAGCUCAGUUGGUAGAGCAUGGCGCUUGUAACGCCAGGGUAGUGGGUUCGGUUCCCGGGACCACCCAUACGUAGAAUGUAUGCACACAUGACUGUAAGUCGCUUUGGAUAAAAGCGUCUGCUAAAUGGCAUAUAUUAUUAUUAUAUUAUUAUUAUUAUUAUAUCUUGAUAACAAAUGAAUCAUAUAUGUGGAUCUUGUAGACAGGUAGCAUUAGUGCACUUUAGAACACUGUAGUCAAAUCACCCAAACCCUAACCUAACCUAAAAAGCCAAAUGGACUGAACUUGAAUUGUUUUCUACCAAUAAUGUGCACAAUACAGCACUGAAUGACUACUGUCCAACUGACUCCUGGUGUGUGUGUCCUGCAGUGUUGAAGGUGUGGUCCUACUUUCACAAUGUUAUUGUUGAAGAUGUGGAUGAGCUUGACAAAGAACCCGAUGAAGCUCAUGAUGGCAAACCCAAUCACUGUCGCCAUGGCAAUCUUCUGGAAUUCUAGAACAGAGAUCAAGAGAGAUGGUACAAUAAUAUUCUCUCGUCAUGACAUUUUACAGACCUACAAUUCCCGAGAACUCCACAAGAACCGUCUUGAUCGGUGUGGUUUCUUUCUGAGAAAGAUGGAACUUUUGUCAGCAAGGCAAUGAUGACUGUUUUACAGGAGUUUUAUUGAAUCUGUGUGGAUGUUUUCGACGGUGGCCUGGUUUGACAAUCUUAAUGUUUGUAACAAAAACAGGCUAGACAGUGGUAGGGGUGGCCAGCAAGGUCAUCGGGGUGCAGCAGACACAGCUCUUAGAAAGUUUUAGGAAGUAAGUGAUGAGGAGAGCUAACAGUAUCCUAGACUGUCCUAAUCACCCGGGCAUUGACGAUUUUGAGCUCGUCCCUUCAGGUCAUUGUUUUCAACUUCCCAAAUUCAAGAGCAAUAGAUCCAAGAACUCAUCCCACAGGCCAUAAACUUUCUACAUCUACACAGGAAAAUAAAUCAUGCAUAUUUAUUGAUGCACGUUUUCACAAUGACUGCGCCUUUUAUUGAUCGUACACUGUAACCAAUCGCAUGAUGUAUAUCUGUUGUAUGGUUGUCACUGUUUUUAAAUGUUGCCUUUAUUGUUGAACCCUGACUGCACAACACAUUUCCCAAUUGGGACAAUAAAGACAUUGGUUUGUUUGAU
Molecule: messenger RNA, 2942 nt
Organism: Oncorhynchus gorbuscha (pink salmon)
Lineage: Eukaryota; Metazoa; Chordata; Actinopteri; Salmoniformes; Salmonidae
Gene: tpk1
Product: thiamin pyrophosphokinase 1
Exons: 10
Coding region: 170-934 (254 amino acids)
Biological process (GO): thiamine metabolic process; thiamine diphosphate biosynthetic process
Molecular function (GO): thiamine diphosphokinase activity; ATP binding; thiamine binding
Source: RefSeq, a predicted model, not a curated record